UGAGGCUGGCUGACUGGCUGGGUGGCUGGCUGGCUGGCUGACUGGCUGGCUGGCUGGCUGGGUGGCUGGCUGGGUGGGUGGAGACAGUGUUGUGACUCGCAGCAGUCAACAUGGCUGACAUGACCAAUGACUCUACACGUCGCCUCGUCUCCAAGAAACAAACUCUAGACGAUGCCUACGCUGCUCCAGCAAACUUCCUCGAGAUCGACGUAGUAAACCCAAUCACUCAUGGUGUCGGCAACAAAAGAUAUACUGACUAUGAAGUUCGGAUGCGGACCAACUUACCAGUGUUUAAGGUGAAGGAAUCAAGUGUGCGGAGGAGGUACAGUGAUUUUGAAUGGCUAAGAAAUGAACUUGAAAGGGACAGCAAGAUUGUGGUUCCACCACUUCCUGGAAAAGCAUUAAAGAGGCAGUUACCAUUCAGAGGAGAUGAUGGCAUUUAUGAAGAAGAAUUUAUUGAGGAUCGACGCAAAGGACUCGAAGUUUUCAUUAACAAAGUUGCAGGGCAUCCGCUAACUCAAAAUGAGAAGUGUCUGCACAUGUUCCUUAAGGAAAUACAAAUUGACCAGCACUAUACACCAGGCAAAAUCACUCAGAUUUAGACUUAGCUGCUAGGGACAUUUUUAAAGUGAAUUGCAGGACACCCUCUUGCACAGAAUGAAAAGUGCCUACAUAUGUUCAUUCAAGAGCCAGUCAUUGACAAAAACUAUGUGCCUGGCAAAAUUCGCAACACGUGAGUCUGCCCAAUCUUCCUCUUAGUUAAAGUGACCAACGUGGAAGCUUUGUGUAACCAUCUGAUAAACUUUACUGAUGUAGUAAUGUUGAAGAUUGGAUCUGUUAUAUACGAGGAUGAGUUUUGUUUAUCAGUUAUGAUUGUACCUUUUCCCAACAUUGGGAUGCUCAUCAAUGCCACUGAAUAUUUCUUAGUUUACUGCUCUAGCUAAGUCACCCCUAUUUCCUAAGACUUGCAUAUUCAUAACUACUGUGACAGUUUUUUCAUUUGUCAUAUACGUAUUUCAGCUAAUUUAGAUGCUUGAAUCACCCACAUUGCUCUGAAAUACAAUAAUACUGUCAUUUUUUCUUCCCAUAUAUUGCAGAUCUUUUUAUAUUUAACAAAGCAACCAACCCAAUGUAAGAGUAGGCGCACUGGGUAUACUGAAGCUGAUAGUAAUUGUUUUUAAUUCACAAAAAAAUAAAUGACUGCUUACUGAUGAACACACGUCAUUUGCUCUUGACAUACGUAUAGUGCUAAAGGCAUAAGACAUAAAUCCUAAAAGUUGAAAAUACAUCUCUGGCUGAGCAUGCUGAUAUAUUUCCCUUGUAUAAAGACAUUACCAUGAAAUAUUUUGUGUAAAUGAUGGUAAGACUCGUGUGUUAUGGGUUUCAAAGGUGCUUGGUCAUUGCUUUGAAACAAGUUCUCCAUUUAAGAUCUUAAUGUUUAUUUUAGUUAAAAAAUAUUAUUGGAUACUUGGCAACAAUUAUAAUGUAGUUAUUUUUCAAGAUGCAAACUCUUACAUUUUAAGAUAUGUAAAAUUGUGGCUUUGAUCCAAGACCUAAACUAUUUUAUCAAUAAUGUAUUUAAUAAUCCAUAAUUGUUUAACUCGCCUGAAACUACAAAGAUUUAGUUUUUUAACAGGACUAAACUAAUAUAGUACACAUAGAUAUAUUGUUAUUUCUGUAUAGUAUUCUGUUGACCAGUAUAGAAAAUAUGGGGAUAUAUGAAUCCUGUUAAAAGUAAUUUAUGAUUUUUUGUGGUACUGUAACUCUCAGGUUUGAGUUUUUUGAUCUACAUAUCUUAAACUUAGUCUGAACUUUUCUAUGAUUUUGUCACAUGUAUGAAGGUUUGGGAACAUACAAGUGGACUGGUACGUAAUCUUGCCCAGGUUAAUUCUAAUGGAAUAAUUUAGUAGUUACUUCUCAUUAAUGGUUGUAAUUAGCUGCUGUUAACAUUUGUUCAGGUUAAUAAGUAGUGGUUUCAUCCAGUUGUUUGAGGUCUGGUGUAAUAUUUUCCUGCAAAGUUAUUUUUAAAAUUUCAGCAUUUACUGUUUGUUACUUUAGAAGUUAAUUAUAAGCUGUUUUAAUAUUUACAUGUGAAAAAAUCAUUAUCUCUGGUCAUGCUGUGGUGGUCAUUAUACUGUGGACAUCCCAGCAAAAAAUUGAACAAAAUGUGAUAUAAUAUCAGUUACCUUUAUCAAUAAAUAUCACUGUGUUUA
Molecule: messenger RNA, 2213 nt
Organism: Cherax quadricarinatus
Lineage: Eukaryota; Metazoa; Arthropoda; Malacostraca; Decapoda; Parastacidae
Gene: Snx3
Product: sorting nexin 3
Biological process (GO): endocytic recycling; late endosome to Golgi transport
Cellular component (GO): early endosome membrane; retromer complex
Molecular function (GO): phosphatidylinositol-3-phosphate binding
Source: RefSeq, a predicted model, not a curated record